This is a messenger RNA of Zophobas morio, 855 nucleotides long. RefSeq lists its product as uncharacterized. The transcript has 5 exons. The coding region runs from base 1 to 708 and encodes 235 amino acids. NCBI's taxonomy places the organism in Eukaryota, Metazoa, Arthropoda, Insecta, Coleoptera, Tenebrionidae. The record is from RefSeq and is a predicted model, not a curated record.
AUGGGGCAGUUUACACAAAGAUUAAGUAAAAACAGAUGGCUAGGGAGCCGACGAAUUAGCGAGGGGCGUGCGCAGGUCGCCACGCCCACCGACUCUACACCAAUCGCGGCGCGCUCACGCCUCGAAUCGAUGCGGACGUGGGAACGGCGAGAGCGCCCCAGAACGGGAGCUCUGUGUCAACAUCGCCCCCUGGAGGCGGCGGCGGAGGGCAUUUUUGUGAGGAUGAACACAAACAUGAUGCAUAUCGCCGCGUUGUGUACCUUGGCAGCCGCCGGCGGAGGACGGACUUGUGCCAGAGAAAACAAUCACUUGACGCCGGCAUUCACAUGGACCGACGCGAACUUCAGUUCAGUUCGCGAGCAUGACCGACGAGUUCGAUGGGAAGUGAAGGUGUGUGCUUGUGGUGACGAGGAGGUGGACCGGACGAGGCUGUUCGAGACAACCGGUUAUGGGUGCAUUUCGGACAGCCUACAUGUUAAACGGCAUCAGUUUUGCGUACACUACACACGCAAGUGGCGGAUCGAGGAGGAAUCCAACAAUGGAUAUCAACAUGGCGACACAACCAAUAGGGACGUCUCGGUAAUAAUGCUGGGGCCGAACCCAUCGACAUCGACGGUGGAACACUUCACAUAUCGCGUCAAUAUUAUUGCAAUGCCCCUCGCCACUCGCCUACUCCAUGGCUACCAUUGUCCGGUUAUCACCGCUUAAAACAACAACGGGGACGAUGGUACGGACGGAGUUUACUAAUACGUGUGAGACCAGAUGGACGCGAGGAUAAUGAGCUGUCGACUUGAUGGGUGUUGUCGUUCUUGAGUGUUAAAAAGUUCUGUGACAAUAAAGAUUUGGUUAAGUGGA